AUGGAAGAGAAGAGGGACUGCUGCCAGCUGGAGGUGUCUCUGUGCAGCCAAGCCAUCUCUCAUGUAGAGCAGCGCUGGGCAAUGCCAAUGCAUCCUAAUGUAGUACCAGUCACUGAUGCCGCCUAUUUCACAGCAACUUCACAACAUAUCAUCAAACCCGUAGCUACCUGUUCAGUAGCUGCGCGAAACAAGUGUGAAACUUGGUUAAGGAGGCAACAAACUAACCCCAUCCCACCUAAAGACAUUGCAUCGAUCGAAAGUGGCUUGCCUCUAAUCGGCUUUCCUUCGACUCUUGGUCAUUUUGCCUUUGUGCACCUCGAACCACGAAUGCUGGUCACCGUGAAUUCCGAUGGCCCCUCGUUCAGCCUACAGAGUACAUGGAUUACCACAUGCCUCCAAGAGGCCCUCCAAGAAGCACGCAAAAUCGAAUUAUCCACGCAGGCGGGACUGAUUGCAGCGUACCUUGACGUUGGAGGAAGCCAUACUUGCCAUCGUAAUGCCCAAUCAGAGUUAAUUUUCUUGCGUGCCAAGAUGCGCCGCGCGCAAGCUGAGGCAGCUGUUUAUACUCUGGCCCUUGAAAAUUCCCCUGUGUCAACCUACUCGGACAGCGAUUCAUCACCACGCCCAAUUCUUCCUCAGCAUUUACCAGAGGAAGUCCGUCGUUACAUGGAGUGCAUGGAUGCCGAAUCAAUCGACUCUCGCGCUGACUCUGACUUAUGGUAA
Suillus plorans is the source of this 723-nucleotide messenger RNA. RefSeq lists its product as uncharacterized. Lineage: Eukaryota; Fungi; Basidiomycota; Agaricomycetes; Boletales; Suillaceae. The transcript has 4 exons. The coding region runs from base 1 to 723 and encodes 240 amino acids. The record is from RefSeq and is a predicted model, not a curated record.